GGCUUCGACGGUCGCCCGCAGAGCGGCUCGCUUUCUGUCGCCGGCUUUUCACUUCUCUUACAAACUCCCACGCUCUCAUUUCCUUCCUUCCUCCCUCUGAUAAUUUCUUCUUUCCCCUUGGAGCUCCCCAAACACUGGAGAGAAGAGGAGGCGGAGAGGAACAGCAAAAUGAUGCUCCAACACCCAGGUCAGAUAUCAGCUUCAGAAGUUAGUGCCUCUGCAAUUGUUCCAUGCUUGUCUCCUGCAGUAUCUCUGGGAUUUGAAGACUUUCCAAAUCUAAACCCAUUGGUGAAAGAAGAAUUAAGAUUUGCUAUCCAGAAUAAGCGCCUAUCCCACAGGAUGCCCUCCACAUUGGACACCGUGACGGUUUCUGAUAGACCUGGUGAAAUGUCCCUAUUUAAAGCAGAGGGUGCACCUGAGGAAGAUGAAAGGAAAAGACGCAGAAGGGAAAGAAAUAAGAUUGCAGCAGCAAAAUGUCGAAAUAAAAAGAAGGAAAAAACUGAAUGUCUACAGAAAGAAUCAGAAAAACUGGAAACCAUCAAUGCAGAACUGAAAGCUCAGAUAGAGGAGUUGAAGAAUGAGAAGCAGCAUUUGAUCUACAUGCUGAAUCUGCACAGGCCCACUUGCAUUGUCCGAGCCCAGAAUGGGAGGACACCAGAGGAUGAAAGAAACCUCUUCAUUCAGCAAAUCAAAGAAGGAACUUUACAAGGCUAAGUGACACUUAUGAGACAAUACGUGACACCGUUAGGGCAUGUCAUUACAUCAAAAAGCUCCUAAGCCAGAAGCCGUGAAGAAGCUAUCUUGGUACUCAUGGUCUCCUGUAAGACAAGAGAAAGCAAAGGAGAUGAUGACAUUUCUAAGCAGAAAAGUGUUGGUUAGCUUAGCUGCUGUUCUCCCUGUUUGACAAGAGUCAACUAGGUUGAAAAGAGGCUUCUGCCUUUGCUUCAGAUUUAAGUAUCUGCCAUGCCUUCUGAUUCCUAGAAGCCAUACUCACGACAGUAACAGACAUGCUAAAACGCUGCUGGCAUGUGGUAUAUGCACUUGAGUUAUUUCUAGUAGAACACUAGGACUCUGAGCGAUGCACAGCAUACAGAUAACCAGGCUGAACGGACACCACUCUUCCUUGAGUCGGGUAGGAAAUGUAGAUGGAGCAGGAUUUUUUUGUUUGCUUUGUAUUCUCAAAAGAAAGAGGUCUGCAAUGCCCGGAAUGCUGCUUUCAAUCAAAAAGGCGUUGCGAUAAAACAGGAAUUACUAUAUUUCUGCAACCUAGUGCAAUGUUCUAAACUACACACUGUGCUUUCAGUUUUUACGGAAACCCUUCUGUGGGUUUUUUUAUGACUCAUUUUGGAGGCAAAUUGGGGGAUGAUAUGACAGGUACCAGUUUCUUGCAAAAUUGUUCAUUGAACGAAAUCUGAAUUUACAGAACAGGAACGUUAUCCCCUUUGGCUUCUUUGUAAAAGGGGAAAUUCCCUUUGAGAACUCGAUUUAUGAGUCACAUUUACAGUAUUCAGAAGAACUUUACAAAACGCAAGCAAUUUCCUAUUCAGUAUUGAAAUUAAAGGCCCUCCUAUUAUGUUCACCAUAUCUUGCACUCUUUUAAAUCUUUCUUUGGCAUAUGGGCUCCUUUUCCUGAGCAAGAAACUGGUUGUUGUCAGUUCACAUAUGUUAAUCGAUGUGUAUGUGUUAAUUGCACGUGUACUCAAAACUCCCCAAUGACUAGUUCUAUGGGUAUGCUACAAAAAAGGGUUAAAAAAGAUCUUGAGCCAAAUAGACUCAAGUUCUCCAUAGUUUGAUACCAGCCUUGGAACAUGGAGUUUCUCACAUCGUGUUGCUGCUACUGACCAAAAGCUGGACCUGCUGAACUUCAAUGUCAGCUUAAGGAUUCAGGAGAAUGCUUCAAAGCUAGGCAUUGGUAUCCCUUAUAAGUUGUUCGAAAAACUAUAGUUAUGUUCUUCUAAACAAGUGGAGGACAAUGUUGUUAAUCAGAUUAAAUUUCCCUUAAUCAAUGUUGGCUCAUAGAAUACUACAGAUAAACAAGAUUGCCAGUGGGUUCUGAUGCCCUCCCCUGAAUCUGGGCGCCAUGUGCCUAACACAUCUCUGCCAGUACAUGUCCAUCCAUACUCAGUGAUAGAAUCAGGCAGAGAGCUGUGCUUUGUAUAAAUUCUCUUUUGGGUGUAAUCUUUACAUGCUGUACUGGUUGCCUACUGGGACUUUGGUGAGCAAAAUUCUCACUUAUGAAAACUAGAUCCAAAAUCCUGAAGAAAAAAAAAGAUGUCAGGAAUACUUUUAAGUUUCUGUCAGUGCCAUCCUAAGCAGGCCCCACACCCUUAACUGAAGUCAGCGGGCUCAGAUAGGUAUAACUUUGCUCAGGCUUGCACUAGAUGUGUAAAUCCUCUUUAUUCCCUUUUAUUAUUUGCAGGAUUCUUUGCCAUCACUCCACCAGGAUUUGUUCCUCUCAGUAAAUGAUACACAUAAUAGAAAGUUUUCUAAUUGCUGCUGUUUAUUGUUUUCCAAAGUGACGGUAUUUGCAGUUAGCUAAAGUUACCCUGCAUUAAAGAAUCAUCUUAAUAGGAGUAUUUACACUUUUAAAAUAAGGACUUUUUUAUUUUUUUAAAAAACCCUUAUUAUAGAUGUUUAGAGCUUUUUGCUUCACUGGAGAACUAGUUAUGACUAGUAUUUAAGAUCUGGUAUUCUUGUAAAAUUCUAAAAUUACUUAAUCCUAUUAAGUGUCAUUAUUAGUUUUUCUCAGCAGAAAAUAGUGGCUCCAGUUCAGGAAGGGUAAACUGUAGGUGGAAAUAUGAACUUACGUGGCAUCAGAUUAUUGGUAGUUACUGUAAUGCCUCUAACGGCAGAUUUCAACCCUUCUCUGUGGUGUCCUUUUUUCAAACUGGAGAUGGUAGGAACUGGACCAGGGACCUUCUGCAUGUAUAGCCUGUGCUCUGCCUUUGAACUGUGGACCUUUUCCUGAUCCCUACAGGUUUUUGUGCACAGAUCUUCUCAGUAAGAUCCUGUUUGGCCCAAUAACGCUGAUCAUUUCUGUAGGCACGUGCACACGCGGGCAUAGGUGAAAUUUGAGAUACCUCUUAUCCUUCCCUUCCUCACAGGCCAUGUUUCCUGUCAUGGACAAUGCCAACCAUUUCAUUAGCGGGGAAGAAUUUGCUGCAAUGGCAUCUCUGAAUUGGAGCCAUUAUGGGUUAAUUUAUCAUUAUUUCUAAGCUGUAGAGACAAUACAUACUGCAAACAAAAUAAGCUGGAAGUGCAGAUAGAACGCCGUUAUUUUUCCUUCGUGAUGUUUAACGCUUUAUUCAUAAACUUCAGUGCUCCAGUUUGACAAACCACUGAUUUAAAGAUAACAAAGCAAUCCAAUCACUUUUUUGGUGAGAUCUGAACAAAAGACAUUUUAUAAAAUAUUAGUAAAACAGACUCUGCCAGUGUAAAAGCUGAUAUAUAUAUAUUUAAAAGCUGAAACUUGAGUUCAAAUUUUGGGAACUAAAAGUAGGCAAUUUUGAAAAUCUAGGGGUUUUUUUUGGUUCUAGUUCAGACUUUGUAUAAUAUCCCCCAAACUUGAAAUCCCCACCUGAAACAAGCUAGUUAUAAUAUUAAAAAUUAGUUUAGAGAUUUCAAUCAUAAGUUCCAAAAUUUUAAUUUUGAAAAUCAAAUUUCUUAUUAAAAUUCAACUCUGUGUGAAGGAUUUUCCUACCUCUGUCAAACUUAUUUCAGUUUUUUUCUGAAGGAUUUUUGAAGUCUCUGGCUGUUUAAUCACAUAAUCAAUUAAACAAAGGAGCUUGCAUGUCAAAAUACUUUAUUUAUAGUCCUGUAUUUAAAAAACACACACAUAUACUUGAUACCUCAAAUGAGUAGUCUCUAAACUUUUGGCUAGUGUUUGCUUGAGCAUGAUUUCUGUUUAUCGCACUUUGACUUUUUACCUUCUGCAACAGAACUAAAUAUGCUUUCCAUGAUCUGGAUAUAUUGUAAUGUCCAAUACUGUUCCCAAAGUGUGUCCUGUGUAGCAAAAAUGGAAGGAAGUGGGCCAAAUUCAGUUUCACUAGAGUGUGAUUUUUUUUCUUUCUUUCUUUUUUGCACCAUAACCUAUAUUUGGCCAUCUAACAGUUUUUUCCUUGCAUCCUGUUGGACAGUAGAUUCCUACGACUUCUGCACUGAUUGUUAAAUACAAAUGCAAAAGUGGGGUAGGUUUGGAGUUUUGGUUCAACAAUGAACAUGCACAUACGAAGCUGCCUUAUACUGAAUCAGACCACUGGUCCAUGAAAAUCAGUAGUGGCAGUAGCUCUCCAGGCUCUCAGGUGGAAGUCUUCAUAUCACCUGCUACCUGGUCCUUUUAACUGGAGAUGCUGGGAAUUGAACCUGGAACCUUCUGUAGGCAAAGCAGAGUCUCUUCCACUGAGCUACAGUGGAACUUGAACAAUGAUAAUUUGCUGUAUAACUACAUGCAAUUUGUUAACUUUGUCAAAAGAAUUCUUAAGUAGCUUUCUGCAAUUAUGAAUAGCCAGGCUAUACCCUGACUCCUUAUGUCUUCCUGAAUUUGUUGUAUAAGAAAACUAUGUGGAAAGGCCUUUUGAAUUUGUUGCUAUUAUUAUUAUGGGUAAGAUCCAAAGAACUGUGAGGAGAAAGAAAAUAGCAGCUAGUGCUGUGCUGCAAGUGUUGGUGGAAAAAUUUUACAAAGCACUAUAAUACUAUAAUAGAGUGGUUCUAUAACUUGUUUCUGCCAGGGCUUGUGUAAGUGGGAGAACAUUUUUGGGUUUCAAUUUACAUUUCUCAUGCAGCACUCUAUUGUGAAGUAAGAUAUGACUCUUUUAUGAACAACAGACCCAUUCCACAUGCAGAAGGCAUCCUUGGAUCCAAACCUGUAUCUUGUAGAAGGGUAUGGCAAUAGAACAAAAUAGGAUAUCUCCAAAUUAAGUAUGCUGUACCAAGUAUGUCCAUGUAUUUCAGAUACUGGCAACCAAUAAAAUUUGAAUGGGCACUGAUGCUAUUGUAUGUAUGAUAUUAUCAUACAGACAAGUUUUGUUAAAUCUAGUCACAGAACUAGUCUUUCCACUUUCGGAGAUUUUUAGAUUAUUAUUCUUCAUGACGCAGGCGUCAUGUUGCUGCUGCUGCUAUAGUUAAACACAAACGUUGUUAACUAGCAUGCCAAAUGUUUACUAUGGCACCGCUACUUUUGUCAAGGAUAAUCUCUUUGUUCAUCUGUGGCUGUGUGUGUGCGUGUGUGUAUGUAUCUGAAGAUGGUACUAUGGUUUAUAUUUUCAUUGCUUGAGAGGAGUAGCGCGAUGAGAUACAAGAUUUCUAUCUCCUGCACUAGAAGGCUUCUGUAUCUCUAACUUUGUACCAGGAGAAUGUUAGCUGAUGUAGCUUUGCUUGUCAAUAGAAAAGCUAGUUGCUGAACUUUGCCCUGCUAGGUAAGGCACAGGCAGCUUCCUUUAAAUGUAGGAGUUGGUCAUGAAGCUGAAUGGGAAAACUGUUGGAUGGAAGAAUUGCAUGGAUUUAAGUAUCUGUUUUAUUCUGAAUGUUUAAUACAGUAGAAGGGAUUUGUUUUCUAUUCUCAAGUUUUAUGUUUUGAUACUUUAAUAAUAAAAAGAACUAAUACAUG
Eublepharis macularius is the source of this 5605-nucleotide messenger RNA. It is a transcript of the gene ATF3, whose product is annotated as activating transcription factor 3. The record is from RefSeq and is a predicted model, not a curated record. Bases 169 to 714 code for a protein of 181 amino acids. The transcript is spliced from 4 exons. Gene Ontology annotation, biological process: regulation of transcription by RNA polymerase II. Gene Ontology annotation, molecular function: DNA-binding transcription factor activity, RNA polymerase II-specific; RNA polymerase II cis-regulatory region sequence-specific DNA binding. Gene Ontology annotation, cellular component: nucleus. NCBI's taxonomy places the organism in Eukaryota, Metazoa, Chordata, Lepidosauria, Squamata, Eublepharidae.